This is a messenger RNA of Aphanomyces invadans, 843 nucleotides long. RefSeq lists its product as hypothetical. Gene Ontology annotation, cellular component: plasma membrane. Bases 1 to 843 code for a protein of 280 amino acids. The record is from RefSeq and is a predicted model, not a curated record. NCBI's taxonomy places the organism in Eukaryota, Oomycota, Saprolegniomycetes, Saprolegniales, Verrucalvaceae. The transcript has a single exon.
AUGCCCACUCUCAUUCGAACAUCGGUGGAAACGACGGCUCCAGUCACCCCGGACGUUCACUGGUGCCAGCUCAGCCCCACAGAGCUCAAAACUCUCCAAUCCGAGCGUGUUCCCCCAACACACCAUCCCCCCUACGAAGGCCUGCCACGAUGGCCGGGAGUCACGAGUGUCACGGCGAUAUUGCGUACUCUCGACAUCGUUGGCACGUCUACGUUUGCGGCCAGCGGGUCCCUUGCCGCCGCCACGUUGGGUUGCGAUAUAAUCGGAUGCAUCAUGGUGGGGACUAUCACCGCCGUCGGGGGCGGCACGUGGCGCGACAUCAUCUUACUCCACAAGCAACCGUUUUGGGUUCAAGAAUGGGAAUACUUGAUCGUAAGCGCUGUUGUGUCUGUGUUGUUGUUUCUUACGUGGGGUCUAUUGCCCGCGGGCCAAACCGUGCUGGGGACCACACUCAAGGCUGUCAACGGCGAGGCUGGUUUGCUCAUGGAUUGGGGGGACGCUCUCGGUAUCGGCGUUGCGUCGGUGAUUGGUGCGAUGAAUGGGAUUCGAUCCAACUCCCCCAUGUGCAUCAGCGCCCUCUGCGGCAUGGUCACGGCCACGUUCGGUGGGCUCACGCGCGACGUGCUCCUCAACCGCUCCGUCCGCAUCCUGUACUCCCACGCUGAAAUCUACGCUAUUAUCGCCCUCGUGGGCGCCGCUGCAUACCUCAGUCUCCAGCGGCUGGCACCGACACGGCAGGCCCUGCGGAUUACCGUCUGCAUUUUGCUCGUGGUUAUGCUGCGACAGCAGGCGUGGACGCAUGGGUGGCGAAUGCCCACGUGGAACGUCAACAAAACUUUGUGA